Molecule: messenger RNA, 740 nt
Organism: Suillus plorans
Lineage: Eukaryota; Fungi; Basidiomycota; Agaricomycetes; Boletales; Suillaceae
Exons: 2
Coding region: 127-627 (166 amino acids)
Source: RefSeq, a predicted model, not a curated record
GCUCUCAAGGAGACCGCAAAGAGUGCACUUAUCCAUUCACUGCUCAUCAAUCCUGAUCUCAUAGUUCCACUGCAUCCAGUUCGGCUUCUGACAGGCUGUAUCGCUUGCCAGAGCACAAGCCUAGUGAUGUCUCACACGCCAGCCUCAAUAGGUCAAAGUCGGUUCAGGCUGCCCAAGGCACUUCCCUUGCUUCCACAACCUGCAUCUUCGACAGCUCUGAUGACGUACCACGCAUCGUCGCCGACAUCCCCCGGAGGACAUCAAUACUUGAGCAAGCCCUGCGGAAAUCAGAUGAAGAGAUACCUAACUUCAAUGAGAACACUGGCCAUGAAACUUGCCCUUUUAUUUGCAUCUCACGUUAAGCCAAUCGUGUGCCACACAGAACAGCCUGCUUCCAAACGUCCUCCAAUUCCCGUGCCUAUCACUCACCCAUUCGCUAUCCUCAACACAGCCCGCGCUGCAGGAUUCCUCUCCCCAACUAUCGUAAGACCGUACAGCGAUCUCACCCAUACGCUAGAGAACCUUGACGCAAAGCCCAAGCCUGCAGCACUCAAAAGUCUCUUCUUCACACAACACUUCGAGCCUGCCCAGCUCCGGGUCUUUGAUUCGUGCGCGGGGGGAUGCUGAGCCCCUGAAGGCUCAUGCAUAUACCUAAUCAUGAGGAUUAUUAACUAUCGAAGAUUGUGUCUGCAUUCCUCCCUCCAUGGCAGGAUCUGGUGUCGUGGACGUGGAAGCUAAGC